AUGGACCAACCAGCACCUCCAUCAUCUUGGCUAGAGGUUGAUGUGGACUUGGGCUUUGCCCUCUUCUUUCUAUUCCUGCUCUGCCUCUUCUUGUUUGUCACAAUUGUCCGCUGCGCCCAAACGGUGAUCGAUCCUUAUGGAGCCAUCUCUACCUCCACCUAUCAGGAGGAGCAGAUCAAUAACUGA
This is a messenger RNA of Pygocentrus nattereri (red-bellied piranha), 186 nucleotides long. Its product is annotated as cortexin domain-containing 1-like. The transcript has a single exon. The record is from RefSeq and is a predicted model, not a curated record. Lineage: Eukaryota; Metazoa; Chordata; Actinopteri; Characiformes; Serrasalmidae. The coding region runs from base 1 to 186 and encodes 61 amino acids.